Messenger RNA from Cyphomyrmex costatus, 1290 nucleotides. RefSeq lists its product as uncharacterized. The transcript is spliced from 7 exons. The coding region runs from base 101 to 955 and encodes 284 amino acids. The record is from RefSeq and is a predicted model, not a curated record. NCBI's taxonomy places the organism in Eukaryota, Metazoa, Arthropoda, Insecta, Hymenoptera, Formicidae.
CACAAGAUCUUUUUUUUUUUUAUUUAAAAAGAAAUUUGAUAUUUACGGCGAAUCGUGUGACGGAUAGUAUCUGUGCGUGAAUCCAUCUAUACGAACCAAGAUGAGAUUAACUAUUCUAACAUUGAUGGCUGCGCUCUGCCUCGCAUUAGUGAGCUCGCAUCCGCUUCCGGAAGACGGACUCCGAUCAGAGGCCCUUGAUCGGCUGGUGAUGGCCGAAGCCGACAGCGAGGCUGCCCUGAGGAGCAAAAGGACUAUUGGCAUUCUACGACAGCUCUUCCCCGAUAUUUCCCAGGACGUGAACCCAGAAUCAGAGAAUCGAGUGAACGAGAUCGGAUCGGAAUCGCAGAACAACGAGGUGCGAGUGCAAUUUGCAGACGAAGUGUCGAGCGACAGUUCGCCGCAGGAGUUGACGCCAUUGGAUGAGACUGAGACGGAGGAGGAUGAGAAUAGAGACAAGAGAUUCCUCUUUGGUUUCGGCGGUGGUUCCGGUGGAGGCGCCGGCUCGGGCAAUUUCCUCUUCGACAUUAUCAGGCAAGCGGCCGACGGGGCGGCAAGAGCGGCGGGCACGGUGUACCGUGUCGUGGCCGGUACACAGAGCCUCGGGCUCGGGCUAAGCGCUUCGCGCGAUGUGGGCCCGGCCGCCCCAGCUGCCGCCAACCCCGGCGGUACUGGCACCCCGACGUCCGGCGCACCCUCGACCGCCGCCCCAGGAGCCGGCAUUCUACCACCGCUUGUCGCCGGAAGCGGAAGUAACCAGCUGGGCGGCUCCUCCUCUUCGGAUACCCAUGAAGGAAAAUCGGAUGAACACGAGGCUGUACCCGGCCCAGUCACCAGGUUCUUCGUCAUCGCUAAUCGAGGACUCUCGAAUCUCGUCCAGGAUCUCAUACUCCGUCUGGCAGCCACGAGCGAGCGUUUUGUCAACUUCAAGGCGCGACUGAUCACUUCCAUCAUCUAAGGUCUCAUUCGAGGACUGGGAUGAGGAAGCACAAGAGGAGCUCCGCCGGCGUUGGUACCGUCACGUGGAGGCACCAUCGCCGAGCCACUUUUGCCAGUAGGAGCACGGGUACGACGUUGGCAACAGAACCAAUCUCACGGUGUUGCCCCCUUGUCCCUGAGAUCCUGAACUCAAUUUCUUCGUCGAUGGCCGUCGAGCUUUUCGCGAAACACAAGACACUUCGCCGCCAAACGCAUUCCCCCAAAAACAAUCGACUCGAUUCCGUUCGACUUCAUUUACUCCGUUGUCUAAUUCCCUUUUAUUUCCAUUCCACUUUCUGCCUUCCCUUUCUAUUU